Molecule: messenger RNA, 4394 nt
Organism: Rhineura floridana
Lineage: Eukaryota; Metazoa; Chordata; Lepidosauria; Squamata; Rhineuridae
Gene: FGF9
Product: fibroblast growth factor 9
Exons: 3
Coding region: 1777-2700 (307 amino acids)
Biological process (GO): positive regulation of gene expression; animal organ morphogenesis; positive regulation of epithelial cell proliferation
Cellular component (GO): cytoplasm
Molecular function (GO): fibroblast growth factor receptor binding; growth factor activity
Source: RefSeq, a predicted model, not a curated record
GGAGAACUGGCGGCUGCUCGCUCCGGAAAGAAAACCGGUACCACGGCCCUUAAAGGCAUUCAACGAGAGUAGAUUCCGUUGAUUUCAGUGGCACUCACGGCUCAAGUGAGCAACGCUCCUGCAGGGCGCUCAAGCUGAAGUUUAUUCAGAAGUGAGCCCCGCUGAAUUCCAUGGCACUUACACCCCAGUAAACGUGCUUUGGAUUGCAGCCUUUGUUUCACACAAGCACGCCUUCAGUCGAAUUCCCCGUCCCUGGGAGGAGGAGGGCUUCCGUCCCGCUAAAACAUCUGGGAGUUUCCCCGGCGUCCCUCGUAUCUGCCCGUGAGACCGCAUCCUACAGCGCGUUUACUGCCGGGCCUCUCUGAGCACGAUGAGGCUUACUCCCAGGUAAGCCUGCCCGCGAACCUGCCCAGGCUUAAUUUGGGAGUUGCAAACUCGCACAUAAUCGGGCUUACUUCCGAGUAAACAAGCACGGGGCCGCAGGUUCACACAGUGACGUUGCCAGCUGGCCUCACGCGGGGCUGACUUCCGAGCGGAUUUGCACACAGUCGGGUUGGAGGGCUUUAUUCGCUCGCUCUUCUCCCCAGAAAGCCCAAGUGUGCCAUCGCUAGUCAACGACCAAACACUUACGCCGGGAUCCUCGUAUUUAAAUAACGCUCUUUCCUUUGAGCCAAUACCCGGCCGCCACCGCUGAGACUGCAGCCCCCCCCCGCACCUUAUUUAUCCUGUACACUUUCCCUCUCCUGUUGCCCAUGAGUGCCAAGAUCCAACCGCGACUGCAAAGUUUCUGAUCCCAGCCAUGUAUUUUAUUUACGCUGCACGCCGCCCAGCCGGGGAGUGUCGCAGAGUUGUAAAAGCCAGAAAGAGCGAGCGACUCUGCGCGAGGCGAUUCAAUGGCAUCGAGCUGGCUGGGGCUGGGAUGGAGGGAGCCGGGCGGCUGCUGCUGCUCUUCUAAUGCAGCAGGUAACGUUGAGCGCUAGGACCUGGAGGGAACCCUCGCCGCCCGCAAGCUGGACUACCUUAAACCCAGCCCAAAGCCUCUUCCUGCGCCACUUUUCCCUGCGUGCUUGGAUGGAAGAGGCAGAGUCGAGAGCCGCAGCUCGGGGCUGGAGUACGACGGUACACGGAGAGCCCCGCAGAAGCGACACCUGUUCCAAGGCAAGGCAGCGGGAAGAGAUCAGCCUUUGGACGUGGCUGCUUUCCUCGUUGCUCGGGGUCGAUCAUCAGCCAGGCUGAACCGAGAGAAGCAUCCGCUGUGCCUCCUGAGAAUUCUGGAUAAUAGCAUCUGGACGGCAAAACUUUUCUUUUAUUGGGAUUUUCCCCCCAAAAAACGCCCUUUCUCCUUUUUUCGGGGGGGAUUUGUCUUAGUCGGCAAAUGUGAGAUUCCCCCCACCCUCCUCUUCUUUUUCUCUUCCCCCCCUUUCUCUCCUUGCAGGAUUCAUGCUGAUGUAUGCAGUCAAUUAUAGAGUAAAAACAGCGCAUGCCUUUCUGGAGUCAGAAUCCAUAAAAAAUCCUGGCAUCGCCCGUGCAUCUUAAAUAUCUAUAUCAAAAAUCUAUGUAUGCACCUCCCUCUAGAACGCCUAAGGCGCUGAAGUUGCUAUGGUCAUUCUGCUCUUAAGCCUGAUGGAGAAACUAUGGAUUUUUAUUCUCAUUACAGUCGGAUGGGCAGAAGAGCUUACUGCUUGCUAAGAGCUGAGGAAUAUAGAUGAUCUCUCGCCUUAUACCUCUCUAGACCCCCGUCUGAUGUGUUUAUAAAUAUGUCAGUGUCUGAGUCGAAUGCGGUGGUUUCUUAAGACUAACAGCGGCUUGACCUUGAACCUGAGACCAGUCAAAACAGAAGAUUACUUUUUAAUAUAUAUAUUUAGAUGGAUUAAAGCAAGAACAUUUUUUCCUCCCCUCAAUGUAACUGCAAGUGGGAGGGGAGAGGAGUGGAAACCACGGGUUUUCCUAUCCAAAAGAAAGGGAAAUAUAUCUAUCUAUCUAUCUUGGGUUUGGGCACCAGCAUUACAGUUUUGCUGCAAAAAACAGCUAACCUUCCCCCCUCCUCCUCCUCCUCCCUCCCCCUCGCUCCUGAUGGCUCCCUUAGGUGAAGUUGGGAACUAUUUCGGUGUACAAGAUGCGGUACCCUUUGGGAACGUGCCCGUGUUGCCGGCAGAUAGCCCGGUGUUGUUAAGCGACCACCUGGGGCAAUCUGAAGCAGGUGGGCUCCCCAGAGGGCCUGCAGUGACGGACCUGGAUCACUUAAAAGGGAUCCUGAGGCGGAGGCAGCUCUACUGCAGGACUGGAUUUCAUUUAGAAAUUUUCCCCAAUGGUACGAUCCAAGGAACCAGGCAAGACCACAGCAGAUUUGGUAUCCUGGAAUUUAUCAGUAUAGCAGUGGGCCUGGUCAGCAUUCGAGGGGUAGACAGUGGACUUUAUCUGGGGAUGAAUGAGAAAGGGGAACUAUAUGGCUCGGAAAAGUUAACCCAGGAGUGUGUGUUCAGAGAACAAUUUGAAGAGAACUGGUAUAACACAUAUUCCUCGAAUCUAUAUAAGCAUGUGGACACUGGACGACGAUAUUAUGUUGCAUUAAAUAAAGAUGGGUCUCCAAGAGAAGGGACUAGGACUAAACGGCAUCAAAAAUUCACCCAUUUUUUACCUAGACCGGUGGAUCCUGAGAAAGUCCCUGAACUAUAUAAGGAUAUUUUAAGCCAAAGUUGACAAAGACAUUUCCUUCACUUGAGCCCUUAAAACAAAGUAACCACUAUAAAAGGUUUCAUGCUGUGGGUUCAUAAUUGAUUAGCUGUGUCAUCACAUCAGCUCCACUGUUGCCAAACUUUGUCGCAUGCAUAAUGUAUGAUGGAGGCUUGGAUGGAACAUGCUGAUUUUGUUCUGCACUUAAAGGGUUUGUCUUCCUGGAGGAGAGCCUAUGCCCGCUUGCUUGGUUUAUUAUGAGAGGAAGGAAGGAAGAGUGAGAACGUGUGAGAGUGAAAAAAGAAAGAGGAUGAAAGGGAGAAGCUGAAGCAAGAAGGAAGGGGGAGGGGGAAAGGCCUGAUGCAUGCUGGGAAACAAGACACGCUUUUAAAUUUUUUGAUCCAUUGUACUUCAUCCUAUAUCAGCAUAGCUGCCAUACUUUGACUCAUCAGGAAUAUUGGCUGGUGGCCUGCUCAAGUGUACACUGCAUUUAUAAAAAGAAAAAAAAGGAGGCAUGGAGGGCACGGUCUUAGUAAAACAAAAAAAAAAGAGACUUAUUUUUUGGUUUGACUGCUCAAGUGGGAGUCAUCCCUUGCUGAGUGAAAAGCAAAGACCUCUUAGGUAAAACAAGAAAAGAUAAAAAAUAAAAAUAAAAAAUAAAAAUAAAAAGGUUUAAAUUUAUUUAUAGAAAUUCCAAAGGCAACAUUUUAUUUAUUUUAUAUAUUUAUUUAUUAUAUAGAGUUUAUUUUUAAUUAAAUAUGUACAGGCCAGAUAGGCAGUUUGGAAGCUUUAGGCUCUGUAAAACAUUUCGACAGUGAAGGCUGCUCUUGAACCUGUGAUAAAAUUCAUGCAAGUUGAACAUAAAGGUGCAUGGAGGCAAAAAGAAAUCUAGUGAUCUUAAUGUACUAAAGGCGACAAUCUCUUUUGUGCCCAUAUUAUUGUAAAAGUAUGCACACCACUCAUGACACAGAGUGCUCACUCUUCUGACUGCUUGUUUCAUAGCUUAAACUUCCACCCCUCUUCCUCUCCCCCCUCCCCGAGGAUUAAAGAUAAAACUGGGUCUUCAAAACUUUAAUUCUGUGUCUGUAAUAUUUCCUCUUUGGUAAGUUGACUUAUUCCAUCUUUGUAAGCUUCACAGUUGUGGAAGAAAGAAAGAAAAGAGAGAAAAGAAUAUAAGGAUUGGUAUAUAUUCUACUUGUUCAAAUCUACUGCAGAUAAUACCAAAGCUAAAUGAUAAAUAUGCUCUUUUUAUUUAAGCAGAAUGCCAGGAACAUCCUAAUAUUGACAUUUUGUACUAAUUUAAGGUUUUCACAAGUAGUACAAGAGGCCAGGGGCAGGGUUCACUCUUGUAAACUUGUUUAAUUGUGCACUUGACUAUCUACUUUGAAAUGACACAAGUUCCAUAGGGGUUAUUACUGUAACAUCAUUUAUGGAAAAAAUGCUUUCAGUGUGAACUGUCAUAAUCCAUAUUAACACCCUUCUUAAAGUAAGACUCUUGCAAAAUGAAACUAAUAAAUCUCUAUUGAGAAUUGCAAUGAGGGGGCAAGUACUAUACUCGUUUUAUUUCGUGAAGCUAUCUUUCAAAUGUUCCUGAAGUGUAUUAUGCAGGCUCCACUGCGUAAUGCAUGUCAUUAAUAUUAUGUAACAUAAAUAGUGCAAACAUACCUUUCGUUGGUGGUUAUAAUUUUGGAACUUGCCCUUAGAAAGGAGAUUUUGUCAUA